AUGGAUUGUACGUAUUUAUUGAUGUGCUUUUCACUCUGUCAACUUUUUUUGGAUCAUAUUUUCGCUGCAGAAACACAUGAAAAACUCUCUGGAAAGUUAAGUGAAUAUGGUCUUAUCGUGCCAUUCAGCACAGACUCCCAGGGCCGGUACAUUUCUCACGUGGUCUCUGCUGGAAGUGGAAGUAAUGGUGAUGGUGAUGCUGAUGCUGAUGCCGCCUCAGCCUUCAGCAGCAGCAGCAGCAGGAGGGUGGCCCGCAGUGCCCCCGAGAUGCCCCCGGUCACCCCCGCCUCUACGCAGCACUUGUUUUUCAAUGUCACUGUGUUUGGAAAAGAACUGCACCUCCGCCUGAGGGCCAACAGGAGGCUGGUGGCCCCGGGGGCUUUUGUGGAAUGGCAUGAGGACUUUGUGGAAAAGGCCAAGGAACAUAUCCACAGGGACUGUGUUUUCACUGGAGACGUCAGCGACAUGCCGGAGGCCUCUGUGGCUAUCAGCAACUGUGACGGACUGGCAGGUCUGAUCCGGACUGAUAAUGGGGAGUUUUUCAUCGAGCCCCUCGAGAAAGGCCAACAGGACGUGGAAGUGAAGGGGCGGGUCCACGUGGUUUACCGCAGGUCCGCCAUCAAGCGGGAGACGGGCCCUCGGAGGGAGGACCUUCACAAUGAAGUGACAGACUUCGGGAUUGCAGACCUUCCUGUGGCUCUGGAUCUCGUCGAACAUAAACUGUCUGAGUCCGAGCGAAAGAGGAGGCAUGCGAAGAAAGACGACUACAACAUAGAGGUGCUGCUGGCUGUGGACGACUCGGUGGUGCGUUUCCACGGCAAGGAGCACGUGCAGAAUUACGUUCUCACUCUCAUGAAUAUAGUUGAUGAAAUCUACCAUGAUGAAUCUUUGGGAACCAACAUCAAUGUUGUUCUUGUUCGCAUGAUAAUGGUCGGGUACCGACAGUCUAUAAGCCUGAUUGAGCGUGGCAACCCAUCCCGCAGCCUGGAGCAGGUUUGUCGGUGGGCCAACACGCAGCAGCGUCGGGACCCCGACGACGACGAGUACCACGACCACGCCAUCUUCCUCACAAGGCAAGAUUUUGGUCCCGCAGGUAUGCAAGGUUACGCUCCAGUGACAGGGAUGUGCCACCCACUGAGGAGCUGCACUCUGAACCACGAGGACGGCUUCUCCUCCGCCUUUGUGGUUGCUCACGAAACCGGCCAUGUGCUCGGCAUGGAGCAUGACGGACAGGGGAAUCGCUGUGCUGAUGAGACCAGUAUGGGCAGCAUUAUGGCGCCACUCGUCCAAGCAGCGUUCCACCGCUAUCACUGGUCACGUUGCAGCAAGCAGGAGCUCAAUCGAUACAUCCACUCAUAUGACUGCCUGCUGGAUGAUCCCUUCAAACACAAGUGGCCCAAGCUUCCUGAGCUCCCCGGAAUAAAUUAUUCAAUGGACGAGCAAUGCCGCUUUGAUUUUGGUGUUGGUUAUAAAAUGUGCACCGCUUUUCGAACCUACGAUCCUUGCAAGCAAUUGUGGUGCAGUCACCCCGACAAUCAGUACUUUUGUAAAACCAAAAAAGGUCCUCCGGUGGAUGGAACCGAGUGUGCCCCCGGAAAGUGGUGCUUCAAGGGCCAUUGCAUCUGGAGGUUCAGCCAGCAGCCUCAGGGCCACGACGGGAGUUGGGGUUCCUGGUCAGAUUUCGGUUUCUGCUCCAGGACAUGUGGAGGUGGAGUCCGCUCCCGCAGCAGACAAUGCAACAACCCACCGCCUGCCUAUGGAGGUCGAGAUUGUCCCGGUUCUGCUUUCGACUACAAGAUGUGCAACAUGGAGGAGUGUGCUGGCCCUUAUGAAGACUUCCGAGCUCGGCAGUGCAUCCAGAGGAGCAACAAAUACCACAAAAACAUCAAGCACACCUGGCUGCCGUACGAGCACCCAGAUGACGCCCGUAAGUGUGAGCUCAGCUGCAAGUCAAAGGAGACCGGAGAGGUGGUGUUCAUGAACCAGGUGAUGCAUGAUGGGACCCGCUGCAGCUACUCGGAGCCCUACAGCGUGUGCGCCCGAGGAGAGUGUCUGCAUGUAGGCUGCGACAAGGAGGUCGGCUCUUACAAACAAGAGGACAAAUGUGGAGUGUGUGAGGGGGACAACUCACACUGUCGCACCGUGAAGCUGACUCUCACUAAGACCCCCAAAAAGAACGGAAUGCUGAAAAUGUUCGAUAUCCCAAUGGGAGCUCGCCACAUUGUUAUCGAAGAAAACGAAACUUCCCCUCAUAUAGUUGCCGUGAAGAAUCAAGUUACUGGAAUCUUUAUACUGAAUUCAAAAAGUGAAGAAGCGGAAACAAAGACCUUCAUCGAAAACGGUUUACAGUGGGAGUAUUCCCUCGAUGGUGAGAAGGAGACGGUGAAAACAACUGGUCCUCUGCAUGAAGGCAUCGUAGUGCUGGUAAUUCCUCAGGAAGAAGACACCAAGAUUAGCCUGACGUAUAAGUAUAUCAUACAUGAGGACCUGUUACCGCUUAUCACCAACAACAAUGUUCUCUUGGCUGAACUGGACACCUAUGAGUGGGCACUGAAGAGCUGGUCUCAGUGCUCCAAACCCUGCGGGGGAGGCAUACAGUACACAAAAUAUGGAUGCAGGAGGAAGAGUGACAGUCGUUUGGUUCAUCGAAACCUUUGCGAGACCAGCAAGAAGCCCAAACCCAUCCGAAAACGCUGCAACGUCCAAGAGUGCAGCCAGCCCUUGUGGGUGGUGGAAGAGUGGAGUCCCUGCAGUAAGACCUGCGGGAAGCUGGGCUACCAGACCAGGGGGGUGCAGUGCAUGCAGGAGCUCCACAACGGCACCAACAGAGCGGUCCACAGCAAACACUGCACCGAGGACCGGCCGGACACCAGGAAGACCUGCAACCACACCACCUGCCCCGCCCAGUGGAGGACAGGGGCCUGGUCUCAGUGUUCAGUCACCUGUGGGGAAGGCAUUCAGCAAAGGCAGGUCGUUUGCAAGGCCAGCGACAACACCAUUGGAGAAUGUGAGGGCGAGAAGCCGGAGACCGUCCUCAUUUGCAAACUCAAUUCAUGUCCAGGUCAGCCAGUGUCUCCUCUCACAGUUGAAACGAUGGAAAACUUCACAAUAAAAGAUGAAGCAGUACACCAAAGGGCUCCUGAGAACCCAGUCCACAAAAUCUCUUCAAAUGAGCCGUGUCUGGGGGACAAAUCGAUUUUCUGUCAAAUGGAGGUUCUUGCUCGAUAUUGUUCCAUCCCUGGAUAUAAUAAGCUUUGCUGUGAGUCUUGCAACAAGAAAGAACACUUCGCCACACAUUCUCCAGACCGCCAAAACAGCCCAGUGGCCUCGGCUGAACCUGAGACCUCCGCUCCUUUUCACCCUGCGUCCCCCAAGGCUCCGCAGCCCGCCACCACCCAGAGCCCGCCGCAAACCACUAAAGCUGUCGGCAGACGGCUUCGCUCGACCCCCCCGGUGCCAACCACCGCUGCAGCUUCUGAAGCCCCCCCGCCCACAGGUGCCGCUCCGCCCCGGGGACCCUCCAGCGACUCAGACCCGGGGCCUCUUCUACCUCCAGGGCCCACACGGCCCACAGCAGACUCCAGUGGAGGUGCCGCUAAAGAGCACAGUCCAAACAGCACUUUAGGCCCAGUUGCUGCCAGGUCAAGAAGGGACGCUUUAGGAUCCGAGAGGGACUCGAGUCACAGAACCCUGUCAGCUCAGAAAUGAACAGUGAGUGAUGUUGUGAACAUGCUGCUCAGUGAGACGCUCUCAUACAUCAGCUCGCCCUUCUGCAGCAUCUGAUAGACUUGCAGUCUUGCUGCAGAUAUUUUCUUUCUUUUUUUUUUUACAAAGGUUUUUUUUCUCCUACGCCAGUGAACAUAGACCAGACCAGCGAUGGUUACCUCAUCAACACGUUGGCGGGAUCUGUGUGCAGCGCCACUCACCCUCUGUGCUUCAAAUAUGAAUAAAGAAGGAAAAAAAAGUUGUCAGGUGCUGAACUAAAACGACUACAAGAUGUGUUCAAAAUGUGAUGACUGCAUUGCUACAUUCAUGUUUUUAUCUGUGUACAGUUGUGUAAUCCUGUUUUUUCAAGUGCAUUAGAACUACUAUUGAACUUGUAUUGUGAACAUGUGAGGAGAGGUCAGAGGCCAUGGUUUUGAAGGUACACGUGUCAGCUGUGAAGAACAGAGUGUGCCACUGAAAUGAUAAUAGACCAUGCCAGUGUGAAAUUAUAAUCAAUUAAUACAUUGCUAUGCGAUUAAGUCAUUAAAUUAGCAUUUGCAUGACACUCAAUCUAAAGUAAUUUAACAGAUGACAGGGGAAGAAUUUAAAUUGCAAAUGUUCUGAACUUCCCUUCACUAAUGUCUGCCACGAAUCAAUAUUAACAGCAAAAUGCAGGUGUAUCUUAUUCCAUUCCGCUACAUGAAAAACAAAACAGUAGUAGUAGUAGUGAUUUUAUGUAGUGCGUUUAAAAAGAAUUGCUAAAGGAUGAGAUAAUCAAACAAAACAACACUUAUUUUUCUGGACGAAUAAUAUGGCUGGCAUCUUCCUUUUAAUGACUCCUGAAUUUAAAAACAGUUUUCCCAGUUUAGAACAACAUGUGGCACCUAAAAUUCCAUCCAACACUGUAGAGCAGAAACAUGUGUCACUGUCUUUAGCAGACACUCCGUGCUCCUGUCGCUGUAGCACAUUUUAAUAUUGCAUUUUUUUUUUAAAGAAAAAUGCUCUUAUGCAAAUGAGUGGCAACUAACCCUUGGCAAACAGCUAGGACUUUCUGGAGUCUUGUCGUCGCCAUGAGGUUGCUAACAAACCUAACUAACUCUUCAUAGAUGCCAGGCAUUUUUUUAAUAAAUCAUUCAGAUGCAAAUAAAUUGAUAAUGGCUCAAAUGUAACUGAUUAUAAUAAGACACCUGUUACAUCUAUAAUUAUUCCUAUGGCACACUCCAGACUCAAUAACCAUCUCUCCUGGCAGGGAGCCUCAUGGCUUCCUGUCCCCGGUGCUCUUUUUUUUCAUGGUUUUGUUCCCAAAUCCAACGUACUGGUGAUUAUCUUCACUGGUAAAAAAUAAAUCAUGACUGUCUGCAAGCCAACCCCACUGUAGCAUGCCCAGGUCUGCCUUUGGGAGUCAGUCACUUAACGCUUUAAAAAACUCAUUGUUAUCUUUUUGUAACUGAUAUAUUUUUCAGAUAAUAAUGUAUAUAGUGUAAAUUUCAAGUUAUGAAAAGAAAUAAGCAACCAGGAAUCGACCAUAAAGUAUGUUGAAAGCAUAUGUAAAAAUAAGUCUACAGACUGGUUGGUCAUACUGCUACACCAUUCCUGCAUUGCAGUUCAUAACUUCAUUAUGUGUAUUGUAUAGUUAUUGUAUAUACGUACGUGAAUGAAAGCUUUAAAUGUUAAUAUUUAUUGAAUUUUUAAGUGGUAUGGAGAACAAAGUAAAACCUGUUUGAAAGAA
Gymnodraco acuticeps is the source of this 5434-nucleotide messenger RNA. Its product is annotated as A disintegrin and metalloproteinase with thrombospondin motifs 14. The record is from RefSeq and is a predicted model, not a curated record. Gene Ontology annotation, molecular function: metalloendopeptidase activity. Gene Ontology annotation, cellular component: extracellular matrix. Gene Ontology annotation, biological process: proteolysis; extracellular matrix organization. NCBI's taxonomy places the organism in Eukaryota, Metazoa, Chordata, Actinopteri, Perciformes, Bathydraconidae.